Sipha flava (yellow sugarcane aphid) is the source of this 9657-nucleotide messenger RNA. RefSeq names its product inactive tyrosine-protein kinase 7-like. Gene Ontology annotation, cellular component: neuron projection membrane. Gene Ontology annotation, biological process: synapse organization. NCBI's taxonomy places the organism in Eukaryota, Metazoa, Arthropoda, Insecta, Hemiptera, Aphididae. The record is from RefSeq and is a predicted model, not a curated record.
GGAGAAAAAAAAAAAAACAACCCUCCGCGUGUUACGGGACGACAGUGCGGUAUCCUUAACGCGUUUCGCGGCGUCUUCCGGCGAUCGCGUCGUCGUCGAAGUGCGAAGAGGAAAUCGGUUUUCCUGUUCGCGGGUGUCCCGUCCCCGGACCCCCGGUGCGGUGCGCGCGAGUCCGUUCGGCCCGCGGGAAUUCCGGUGGUCUUUUUCCCGGUUCCGCGGUUCACGCUCUCCCCCCCUCCCCCCCUCCCGCCCCCACCCGCCACCCGGGCCCAUACGCUCCCGUCGUACCCCGGCAUGACGGCCGUGCCACCGCCGUUGAUGUCGUCGUUCCCGUCGUUCGUCGUGCGGCGGCCGGACUGAAAAGGGAUAGACCGCCCCGAGGAAGAACAGUCGAUAAAAAUAAUUAAAAGGGAAAACAGUCGACGGAAAGAUCACACGGCACGCGACAUGUGCACGGCGACCGGCGGAUUUCUGCGGUCCGGUAGCGCUCUGUUGUGGUUUUGUGUAUUCUUCGUAGUCAACUGCCGAGGCAAACUGGUGACGUACACGCAGAUGCCGGCGCCGCAAGAACCUCAUCGGGGCGACCACAUUCAGCCUGCCGCCACGGCCGAGGGUGGGAACGGUACGGACCAACUGUACCCGUUUUUCGAUUAUUACGUGCCCCGCAACAUCACCACCACGAUCGGGCAGAGCGCGUUCCUGCACUGCCGGGCGGAAAACCUGAACGACAAAUCGGUAUCGUGGAUGCGGAAGAGAGAUUUGCACAUUCUGACGGCGGGAGUGCUGACUUACACCAGUGACCAGAGAUUCCAAGUCAUCCACCCGGAUAACUCGGACAAUUGGACCUUGCUGAUUAAAUUUGCUCAACCGAGAGACGCCGGGAUCUAUGAAUGCCAAGUGAACACCGAGCCCAAAAUGAGUUUGGCGUUCCAGCUCAACGUUGUAGAAAUGAGGGCCAGGAUCUGUGGACCGCAGGAGCUAUACGUCAAGGAGGACAGCGAGGUGAGCAUGCGGUGCGAGCUCAGCCAGGGACCGCACGACCUGGGCACCAUUUUUUGGUACCUGGGCAACGUUCCCGUGUACACGGACCAGACGAGCCUGCAGUCGGUACGGCAGCCCCGGGUAAGCGUGCACACCGAGUGGGCGGACGGUCUCAAGAGCACGCUGCACAUAGCCCGCGCCAAGCUCACCGACUCCGGCAACUACACGUGCAUGCCCACUUUCGGACAAUCAGCCACCAUCAACGUGCACGUGGUCAACGGUGAACACCCGGCAGCCAUGCAGCACGGUAACCGGAGUGCGGUCAGUGGCCAGAUGACCGUACACGUGCUGGCCCUGUUCAGCCUCGUCAUAAUGAUGUCCAACCCGGUGCUGUUCGGCCACUGAGGAAAGUAAACGGCGGACGGGACGGCGGCCCCCCGGGGUUCCGGCCGGCGCCGUCUCUGUCCUUUAACCCUUCAUCCCGCGACGGCGCCGAUCUUAUUCGCCUUCGUCCUUCGCGUGGAGGCGUAUAACCGAUGGCGAACCACGACGUCCCUUCACUCUUCUCCGCAGUCGUCGUGCAGUCGUUCUCUGAACAACGAACAACAUCGGAAAAAAAGGAAGAAAAAACAAAAAAAUAAAAAAAAAAAACCCUUUGAAAACCGUCACGCGUGUACAUAAGCCAAAGUUUAUAUAUAUAUAUAUGUAUGUAUGUAUGUAUUAUAUUAUAUGAUAAUCAAUGUACGUACCACGUGUUGAGUCCUAGACGAUUUUCUCGGUCAGAAGGAUGUGUUUCAAUACAGUAGACGUGAUAUUGUAUGCAUUGUGUGAGCGCGCAUGGAAUGGCUUACGGUUCGGAAUGGUUUCAAAAAAAAAAAAAAAACCCGAAACGAUAACAAAAUAUCGAAUAAUUUUUCGGACGAUAUACUCUAUAUUACUCUAUGUAAGCAAAAUAGUUUCCGGGGACUCGGCCGCUCCAGCCGUCGUCUCUGUGAAUAAAUAUCGAAGCGGUACAUUCGUUCUAGUGGCUUACCGAUUGUACAUUAUUUUACUACGAGUAUAAAAUAUGUCUGUACGCGCACUGGAAAACGAAUAUAUUUUAUGUUUUUUUUUUUUUUCACUCGCAAACAUUAUUAUUUCUUCUUCAAUCCGUUUGAAUCGGAACGAAAACAUAUAUAUAUAUAUAUAUAUAUAUAUAUAUAUAUAUACAAUCACUCCAAACACACUGGAUCAAGGGUAAACUAAGGACUCGACCAUUUUUAUAUACAUUUUUUUUUUUUUUUUGUUACCAUACACAACGGGGAAUAAAUUCGUAUCGCGCCUAGAUAAUUUUUCGAAUUUAAACAUCAUCCACGCGCGAAUUAUACUCAACGCCGCCGCUACCUUCGCCAUGAAAGACGAACGUUUUGAACGCAAAUAUCGUAAGCCCGGGAACGGCGUUUAGAACAUGACGUGUAUCGUGUUCAAAAUGUAAACAGGUAAAGUAGCAUCCCUGUUGCGGUUUAUCGCGUCCACUGGUUCCGACAGAAUGCGUAGUACGACCCACGUUCUAGGGACGAUGUUCUCGCCGUAACGCGCCUGGGGAGUAAUUUUAUUAGCGCGCGAGUGUAGGUUUUAAAAAAAUUUAAAAAAAAAAAAAAAAACUUUUACGUUUUUACCAGAGGAACGAACGUUCACUAUUAAUACCGUCUACGCGAGACCCGGCGGUAAAACGAGGAAUAAUGUGACUACGAACGAAAUCCAAAGGUAGUGCAGAAGGACUUGCGCAGCAGGUGUACACGUUCGGUGUCGGUAAACGAUCAACCGAUUUUCACCGGGUCCGAAUUUAACUGCGUCGACCGUGGGAAACCGAGCAGCAGUAGAUGCGUAACGUAAUAGCCCGCGGAUAAAACACAAACCGUUUUUACGGCGACGCGAUUACACACCGUUGUACGACUGUAACGCGCGCGCCGGGUCGAUAAUAAUAUCGCGGGGACUCGCGUAAAUCGAACGCGCCGUACGCAUUACCUGCUUUCCGUUAAAUUGUAUAAUGCACCGUAUAACGUAUUACAGGGACCUAUUAAACCAUUGAAAUCCUUUACGGCAUUAUGUUAUUAGUCCGUUGUAUUAUAUCUGUACCGCGCCCACGCACGUGCCCGUCCGGUUAACGUGUACAUUUCCGUAUCCUUUCGUAAUGUUUAUUCGCACGCGCACGUAUCUAUACACGGAGAGACCUUCUGAUAGAUGUGCGCGCAUUAAAAUUUAAUGCACUGAAAGAAUUCGAUUUACGGUUGCAGUUCUAUAUACGUACACGGGUGUGCGGGUAUGAACAUGGAAGUAGGUUGCAGUCGGCUCAGCCGUAUAAAACCAACGACCGAAAGUCAAUUACCCGAUUGGUGAAUAGUAGUAUUGUCUGUCAAUGGUAAAAUAUUAUCUCACCCCCACCCCUACCGUCACUCGCCACUCACGCGCAUCUCUUCUUUUUUUUUUUCUCCCGAUACCGCUCAAUAAUAACGCGAACGUCAUCAUCGUAUCGUAUCCGCAGGACGACCGGAUAUCGUUUUCCGGAGACGUUUCGCGAAAACGCCUAUGCCGUAUUAUUAUUAUUAUUAUUAUCAUUAUUACACGACGACGUCGGUCUAGAAUACACGGUGACGACGACGUAAAGAUGCAUAGAUAUAUUAUACGACGUAUACCUGUCCACAACCGUUUGCGGUCAUCGCCGCGUAUCGUGAAAUGCCGAUGUCGAUUCCGCCGACAAAUGACCCCGUUCAUUUAUAAUAUUUCGAUUGUCACCGCGUCCGACGUUAUAUAUCAUCCCUCCGAACCCCGUGUACGUACAUCAUGUUGGCACGUGCGUUCUUGUCGUAAAUUUUCAUCUCGAGAUCGUCCCGCGCUCGGCCACUAAAGCAAUAGCAAUAACAGCGCUGUGCCGGAGAUCAGAAUAUUUGUUUUAAUCUACCGGUUUCUUUUCUUUUCUUUUCUUUUUUUUUUUCAAUAUGUUUUAUUUUUUCGUUCCGAACCACUGCAUGUUAACCGAAACGUUCUUAUUUAUUGGAUUUCGCGAGACGCAAAGUAAAAGAACUUCAUAAAAAUAAUGUCACAAUUCACAUUCCGGACGCUCCGCCCGCCGACCCACGGUCAACCGCAUCCGGCGACUUCCGACGGGACGGCCGUCGUUGCGGUCCACUCUCGGCAAACGGACGUAAUUUCUUCUUAAUCCCUCGGGCUGUUAACGAAUACGGAUUCCUCGUAAGUCCGCAUUAAGCCUGCAAAUUGAAAAUACCACCGCGUCCAGCGCGCGCUCUCGAACAAAGGCUGACUCGUCCGGAACCGACGAGACGAACAACCAGCGUACGCGAGUUGAAAGCUUCACGGCUCCGCGGCCGAUUUCACAUUUCCAUCGUGGUCGAUCACUCUCGUCAAACGUCCGGACGGUGCUGGACCGCCGUAAAGUAAACGCGCGACGGUAGCGAAAGAAUGCACACGAUAGGAAACCCGGUUAUGCAUGUUACCCGCAAAAAAAGUACACGUGCCGCCGUGGUCCGGUCAAAUGAAUACAAAUCAAAAAUAAAAGAAACAACGACGCAAACGAACGACAAUCGAUUGCAUUUACCUACGUCCGGUCAUUUACGUCUGAACCCGGCAUGCUUCGUAAUGGUCGGGUAAUUUCCAGUGGCAGAUCGCCAUCCCCGUCACUCUAAAACCGAGUUUCGAUCCUUUUCGUUUGUUCGACAUCUUUCGCUAGCGAUUUUUUCAGUAUUUUCCAACCUCGGCGUCCGCGCUGCUUUUAAUACUCACCCACAAAACCUAUUAUGCAAAUGUUUGUAUAAUUAUUCGUCCCCAAGACAUUCGACUUCUAAUUAUUUUAGUUAAUAAUCCGCUGCUAAAAAACUCUGCGCGAUAAUUACAACAAUUAUUCGUUUUACUACAACCGCUGAUAAUAAUAAGCCGUUAUCGCGGGUGUAAACGGAAAAAAAAAGUCGAAACUUAAAUUGCGAAGCGUCACAGUUUUCGCGAUCCCCCCGCGGCCGACGCUUUUAUGGACGCGACGAAAACGACGAUUCGUGCAAUCGUUAAAGCAAACUUCAACCAAAACGGAAGCGAAUCUAUUAGAAACCGAUAACUUCACCGUAGUUGUCCCCUCGAACGUCUCGUGUCGCAUGCUAAAAUCGUAAAACGAAAAAACGACAGCAACGAAAAGGUCGUUGGGGUCGCGUCGUGUCGUACGAACCUAAUACAUAUAUAUAUAAAUAUAUUUCAAAGACUAUCCGGUCAUAAUAAUAAUAAUAAUAAUUAAUAAUAGAAAUACGUGAGCUUCACAGAUCGGCGCGCGUUUCGUUUCUCGAAAACGAUGAUCCGAUACUAGUUUGCGCUUCGACGUGAAUACUUUCGAUAUUACGGUUUUAAUUCGAUCCGUUCAACAUACGACUUGUUCGUCUCGACGUCGGCUAAUCUAUUCCCGUCCAAACGACUAAAAAUGAAAGGCUGCAGGAUCCGCGCAUCGGUGCGAGACAUCAAACGCGCGUAGUCGUCGUACAGGUUCAUUUGACAAAUUAUUUGCGUUGGCGUGCGGCACACGAAAAGUAACGAACGGCCCGGGAACGACGCCGCGCGCAGUAGCUCGUCAGAACAUAAAAGUGAAUGACAAAUGCACGAGAAUCUAUUUAAUUUAAAUAUAUAUAUUUAUUCGACUAUACAUAUAUAUAUGAUGCGUAUUACCCGCAGUCAAAGAAACCGAGUUAAUGCGUUGGGAGGCAUAAUCACGGCAUGCGGUGCACGCCAGAGAUACCCAACGGAAAGAACUUGCGAACCGCGAAAAUCUUCGCCGGACCCUUUCCGGACGGCUGGCAAGGGGUCAACAAAACCGCCUACAACGGAAUCGCGGACCCACAAGAGCGCGGGAAUAGCCAUUACGGCAUUUACAGGGACACAAACGUUGUAGCCGCAAACGUUUAGUUAAUCUCGUUACAACACCAAGAAUGUUAAUAGCCAAACCGCACACGCAUGAUACUGCUCAGUGCGGGGAAGGGCCGGGGCUGAGUCCGUACCAAGCUCGAAGCCAAGAUCUACGGCACGGUCGAAAACACGCGAAAACAUUAGGUUCGCCGGGGCGGUGAGAAAAAUACAUUACGCACAAAGUGGUGGGCCGUCACGUUUCCCUUCAGUGCAGUCAUUUAUUACGAGGAAAAAUGCGGUAACGCAAAUAUUGGACGAGGGAGUGGGGGGGGGAGUUUAAUACUGUCCCGGAAUGUGUGUUUACAUUUUUAACGGAUCCUAUCGUGAUGAUCCGAAUGAUUCAUAACACGCAAUUUAUAGUAGUAUUUUCUAUUUUGUGAUUCUACGUCUAAGCAGCUGACUUCCAGUUUGAAAGUCUUGACACCCCUCCCCAAUUUUAGCAGUACCGCCUCGGACCUCACUCUGUAUAUUACAAUAAAUAUAGAAGAGUAAACGAGAGUAGGUUUUCAUUUUUUUUUUUUUUUUUUUUGCGCAAACAUUGAAAAAAAAAUAUAUAACGCUCAGCAAUUUCGGAUAAAACACACAUUCAUAUAAAUUAAAUGUCAUGAGUACCGCGGGUCCUACACAUUAGCAGUUUUCGAUGCGUAAAUCAUCACCAGCUUUUCGCAUUGGAAUCGAUCGCGGUACAACACUUCGCGUUCGCGUCGUUUUAUUUCCCCCCCCCCUCCCCCCCCGUAAAAUCCAAUCGAUACGUUCUCUCGGACGAACAACUCCGCCUGCGUUCUCGCGAUGAAACAUCCGUCCGUAUUAGCCUCCCCAAAAAUGAGCACGCGCAGGAUUCGCCGCGCGAAAGAAACCGUGCGCGCAAACAGUGAUCGCCCCGCGGAUAUUGACAACGGCACUAAUCGGCCGAAGGAAAUUUCACGCGUACGGCCGCAGCGGCCUCGGAAAUAUUGCAUUAUCGUCUCGUAACCGACGUGGAGAGCGUGUUGACGUCACGCCGAAAGUGCGCGGAGUUAACCCGUUCGGUAACCGUUUUUCGGGUAAGCGUUUUUUUUUUUUUUUUUUAAAGCUCGAGCCACUGGCGCGCACGUUCUCGCGAUAUUUCCCCGCUCGGAACGUCUACUUAAUACGCCCGCGCGCGAAACGGGCUUCCGCAACCGUUACAGGCUAAGAGGCUUAAUGACUCUUGAGGGACGUCGGCGACAAUUCCGGCACACACAUCUCUCACUUGUUCCGGUCAUUGAAAGGGACGCCGUCGUCGUCUCCCAAAACCGAUGAGCGCCGCAGACCGCGCGCGCGCCGUCAACACGAAUAUUCCGAACGCGAAACACUCGCCCGGGAGCAACCCACCACGACCGGAUCCGCACGCAUCGAUGUGCAUUACGCGUUUUCGAGACGGUACGCGGUGCGCUGUGCGCGAGGAAAUAAUGAAGAAGAAAAUAAAAACCGGAUCGAUCGAUUUCGGGUAUCGCGGAUUCGUUUCGCGGUGUGAAUAUACCAAUGUAUAUUUAUACGUGUGCGCGCGUCUGCGAGCAGUGCCGGCGCUAGGGGAGGACAAAUGGGACGUUUGUCCAGGGCCCCUUGAUUCUUAAUCAUCAUCUUAAUACCAUGAGCCCACUUAGACGUUUCACAUGAAAAAAUUAUAAAUCUAUAUGAUCAUCAGUUAUUUGAAAAAUUAUAUCUAAAUUUAGCCAUAGUACAAAUUACGAAGUAAAUCGUUAUCGAUACGACGUAAGCGUAAUAUUUUGACGGUACCCGUCGUGUAGGACGCCUACAAUAAAUAGUAAUAUAGAUUUUUUAUUUUCUCUGUAGUUAUUGUUUAAAAUUCGAAGAAAAACAGUAUUUUUUUUAAAAAAAUCCUGAUUUAAAGAAAAACCUAGAAUCUCGCCGUUCUCUGGCAACCUAAAGGCUAAUACCUAUGUCCAGGGCCCCGCAAUACCUAGCGCCGGCACUGUCUGUGAGUCUAUGGACGGUAUACAAACACGCGCGUUGUGCACAUAUUUUUGACCCUCCGAAGUUCAAAGGCCGUUCCGCGCGCUUUAUUGCCGACGGCGAUUAGUCUUCGUUGUCUUUCGAACCCGACGUCGAGAGACGACACCGCGUGCGCGACGACCGAUAGUGGGCGGACAAAAAUGAAAUACAAUUUCAGUACCGUCCGGACUCGCGUCCGCGGGAUGAAAACUUUUUGCGUGACACGAAAUGUCGACGGUUAGCGAAAGCGUAAACAUCGUGUUUUUCCUUUUUUCCCGCUCUCGGUUUUUUUUUUUUACUCGCGAGAUUUGUAUUAAUGUUUUCUCAGUGCGGUUCGAUAAAGUUAUACAACGUUUAUUUUCUAUUUCUUAUCGUUUAUUUUUUCGCCAUUUUUCUGUACGCCCCCGUGUCUUGCGUUUUCUACUCCUCUCGCUCGGUUUAUUCCAUUCAACUUAUUGUGUAUCGGUGACUGCGCAAAACAUUCGUAGAGUAAUAAUAAAAUAACAUUUUCGCCCCGUCUCGCGAGUGCAAACUGCACACAGCGUACAUGUACUUCGAGAACACCGUCUCGCUCGGAUCCGCCGUCCAGCGGCGACCAGUUUGUUGACUUUCCGAUUUCCACUGAACGUCGAAUCGAAUGGUUGCCAGUUAAUUCUCUCUGCGCUACGUACACCCGAAAACCUACUUUUAGAAACAAAAAAUUGAUUUCCUAUGGAAAAAUAAAAUAAAACAAAUUAUACGCGUAAAAGUUUGAUGAAGACUAUGUUUAGAAACUUUUGGGUAAAAAAUAAAAUAAAAAUACCAAAUGUUUACUGCGUUAUAUUUCUGAAAACCAAAUGUCCCUACCUUGCGAUAUACACCGUAGGGGGUGGUUCCCUUAUACAUAACAUACAACUCCGGAUCCGAACUACACGCGCGUUCCCGCACAGAUUCGCGGAACAUACCCGUAGGGUUUAUCGCUUAUAAUAUGUACAUAAUAUAUGCACACGUACACGUUUGUGUAUGUGUAUGUGUACCCAUGAACGUGCUCCGCUGAUACUGUAAAAUACGAUUUAUCUGAAUUUAUCGGCGAACAACGACGGCCGCCGGCGGUAGGGGUUGGACCUGCAACGUUUGCGAAACGUUACGUGUACGCUUUGCGAUGUUUAUACACAUUAUAACACUUAUAACACUGUAUGCGCUAGUCGAAAACGUUAAAAGAAACGAUUUUCUUCCCAAGCGUCGCGCCAUAACGCCGUUUGCACGGUGUAAUACGGUGCUUCGGGAUAACGAGAAACGUGAGAGCUGUUUUCACGGGAGCCAGGCGGAUUAUAUGUCGCCCCGAUCGAGUUGUUGUAACUAUGGAGUUUUCGUUGAACGAAUGCCCGACCAAAAAACUUUUAUUCCUUGUACAAUUUCGUUGUUUCUAUUGUUUUCGCGGUAAUAUAACGAAUUUUUAUGUACACGAAAAAACUACCGUCGUCGAAAACCAUACUCAGGGGCGUCUGGAGAUCCGGGAGAAUCGGAAUGUUAGAAUUAGAACGCUAACAUGUUACCUGCAGAAGGCUUUCAGCCGGCUCAAGAGCACCCCGUUCGCACCACUAGCGCAAAGCAUUUACCUAAUCGUAUUCGAAACGUAUCGGCACGACGAUGAAAAUGUAUUUCAACUUUAAAUCAUAGACGUAAAAUCUUUUCGACGCAAAAAAAACCACAUUUGUCAAAAUGUUCACCGCCAAAAAAAAAAAAAAAUAAAUAUUGGUAUAGAAUAUAAUGUAUCGGAAACGG